Molecule: messenger RNA, 3049 nt
Organism: Chinchilla lanigera (long-tailed chinchilla)
Lineage: Eukaryota; Metazoa; Chordata; Mammalia; Rodentia; Chinchillidae
Gene: Gars1
Product: glycyl-tRNA synthetase
Biological process (GO): mitochondrial glycyl-tRNA aminoacylation
Cellular component (GO): mitochondrion; cytoplasm
Molecular function (GO): ATP binding; glycine-tRNA ligase activity
Source: RefSeq, a predicted model, not a curated record
GCAGUGCUCAUUACAGAACUGACAGGCAUUUCAUGACCCGGCCGCUGAUCAGACACCCGGUCAUUCCCUGUGAAAGGGUACCCACCAGUCUGGAACGCCCAUCAAAGACCCCUGCACCCCUAGAUCAGCUCUUCGGCAAGGAAGGCUUUAUAACAAGAGUCCUCUAUCAUCGCUUUGAGCGGUCUUUUCAAAUGAAGUCACUUUCCUGGCCUCCGUUUCUUGUCUUUCGAGUUGGCAUGUAGUGGGACCGAACAGCGAGGCCCUUAAUUCCGGUAACAGUCGAGGGACGUCUGAGGUUGAGGAACAAUCAAAGUCGCUAUCUCCUUCGAUGAUGACAAAUCCUUUUGAGGGGCAGGGGGUCUAAGAACACAAGCAGUGGCGUGGGUUCCGGACGGUGGGCCGAGCCUCACUGCCCGCGGACCACGCUUAUGCUUUGAAGGGUCUGCUGCGACUAGGUCCGCAUGUCCCAGAAAGGAGCUGUUCUCGAAUGGCCACGUUACCAGGUGGGAUGAUGCGCUCCGGCGCAAACCCGCCAGCUCGCAGCCCUGCAGCGCACCCGCGGCGGCGAAAGCGCUCCGGCUGGUUCCGGGUUUGGUGUCGAAUCAGCCGACGCGGACCGGCGCCGCGGCGCGGGGUGGGGAAAGUGCGGCUGCGCGCGCGCCGCGGCGUUUACGCGGCGAUUUCAUCAUGCUGGGGCCGGGCUCCGGGCGCCGCUUCCGCCGUCCCCUCCCUCCGGACCGCCCUGGGCCGCCGGCUCAUGCCCUCUCCGUGCCCGGCGCUGCUUAGAGCCGGCCCCGCCGCCGCUUCCCGGAGCAGCAUGGACGGCGCCGGGGCAGAGGAGGUGCUGGCCCCGCUCAGGCUCGCCGUGCGCCAGCAGGGGGAUCUUGUGCGAAAGCUGAAAGAAGAUAAAGCACCUCAAGUAGAUGUGGACAGAGCAGUAGCUGAGCUCAAAGCCCGGAAGAGAGUUCUGGAAGCUAAGGAGCUGGCAUUACAGCCCAAAGAUGACAUUAUAGACAGAUCAAAAAUGGAAGAUACCUUGAAGAGGAGGUUUUUCUAUGAUCAAGCUUUUGCUAUUUAUGGAGGUGUCAGUGGCUUAUAUGACUUUGGGCCAGUUGGAUGUGCUUUGAAGAACAACAUUAUUCAGACCUGGAGGCAGCACUUUAUUCAGGAGGAGCAGAUCCUGGAGAUUGACUGCACCAUGCUCACCCCUGAGCCUGUUUUGAAGACCUCCGGCCAUGUAGACAAAUUUGCUGACUUCAUGGUGAAAGAUGUAAAAAGUGGAGAGUGUUUUCGUGCCGACCAUCUAUUAAAAGCUCAUUUACAGAAAUUGAUGUCUGAUAAGAAGUGCUCUGCUGAGAAGAAAUCUGAGAUGGACAGUGUCUUGGCCCAGCUUGAUAACUAUGGACAGCAAGAACUUGGGGAUCUUUUUGUGAAUUAUAAUGUAAAGUCCCCAAGCACUGGAAAUGAUCUGUCACCCCCUGUACCUUUUAACUUAAUGUUCAAGACCUUCAUUGGUCCUGGAGGAAAUAUGCCUGGGUAUUUGAGACCAGAAACUGCACAGGGGAUUUUCCUGAAUUUCAAACGACUUUUGGAAUUCAACCAAGGGAAGUUGCCUUUUGCUGCUGCCCAGAUUGGAAAUUCUUUUAGAAAUGAGAUCUCCCCUCGGUCUGGGCUGAUCCGAGUCAGAGAAUUCACAAUGGCAGAAAUUGAGCACUUUGUAGAUCCCAAUGAGAAAGACCAUCCCAAGUUCCAGAAUGUAGCAGACAUCUAUCUUUAUUUGUAUUCAGCAAAAGCCCAAGUCACUGGGCAGUCUGCUCGGAAAAUGCGCCUAGGGGAUGCUGUUGAACAGGGGGUGAUCAACAACUCAGUGUUAGGCUAUUUCAUUGGCCGCAUCUACCUCUACCUCAUGAAGGUUGGCGUAUCUCCAGACAAACUCCGCUUCCGGCAGCACAUGGAGAACGAGAUGGCUCACUAUGCCUGUGACUGCUGGGAUGCUGAGUCCAAAACGUCCUAUGGCUGGAUUGAGAUUGUUGGAUGUGCUGAUCGUUCCUGUUAUGACCUUUCCUGUCAUGCACGAGCCACCAAAGUCCCUCUUGUAGCUGAGAAACCCCUGAAAGAACCCAAAACAGUUAAUGUUGUUCAGUUUGAACCCAAUAAGGGAGCAGUUGGUAAGGCGUAUAAGAAGGAUGCAAAACUGGUGAUGGAGUACCUUGCCAUUUGUGAUGAAUGUUAUAUUACGGAAAUGGAGAAGCUUCUAAAUGAGAAAGGGGAAUUCACUAUUGAAACUGAAGGAAAAACAUUUCAAUUAACAAAAGACAUGGUCAGUGUGAAGAGAUUCCAGAAAACACUCCAUGUGGAAGAAGUUGUUCCGAGCGUCAUUGAACCCUCCUUUGGCCUGGGCAGGAUCAUGUAUACUAUACUUGAACAUACAUUCCAUGUACGAGAGGGAGAUGAACAGAGAACGUUCUUCAGUUUCCCUGCUGUGGUUGCUCCAUUCAAAUGUUCCGUCCUUCCGCUCAGCCAGAACCAGGAGUUCAUGCCGUUUGUCAAGGAAUUAUCGGAAGCUCUGACCAGGAAUGGCGUGUCUCACAAAGUAGAUGACUCCUCUGGGUCCAUUGGAAGGCGCUAUGCCAGGACUGAUGAGAUUGGCGUGGCUUUUGGCAUCACCAUUGAUUUUGAUACGGUGAACAAGACCCCUCACACUGCAACCUUGAGGGACCGAGACUCCAUGCGGCAGAUCAGAGCAGAGAUCUCUGAACUACCCAGCAUAGUCCGCGAUCUGGCCAAUGGCAGCAUCACAUGGGCUGAUGUGGAGGCCAGGUAUCCUGUCUUUGAAGGUCAAGAGACUGGUAAAAAAGAGACAAUCGAGGAAUGAGGACAACUUUUGCAACUUUAGGCUACAUGUGUUAAUAAAAAUUUAACUCUCACCAUGUCCACUUUACCAAAAAAACCAAAAGAACAACAUUUGACUGCUCCCAGGGACUGCAUUUUAUUCUCAGUGGCUGCCUGAUUUUAUCCCACAAUUAAAGUUGCAGGAAUUCUGAACUGA